This is a messenger RNA of Lathyrus oleraceus (garden pea), 1619 nucleotides long. Its product is annotated as protease Do-like 1, chloroplastic. Gene Ontology annotation, molecular function: protein binding; serine-type endopeptidase activity. The record is from RefSeq and is a predicted model, not a curated record. Gene Ontology annotation, biological process: proteolysis. NCBI's taxonomy places the organism in Eukaryota, Viridiplantae, Streptophyta, Magnoliopsida, Fabales, Fabaceae. The transcript is spliced from 8 exons. The coding region runs from base 102 to 1412 and encodes 436 amino acids.
AAAAAGGCCAUCCAGGUCCGCAAACAGUUAGAACAUGUCACGUUGAAAACGUAAUCCAACAUUCCAAGAACCACAAACAACGUUACUCCACUAAAAAAACAAUGGCCAUUGCUUCUUCUUCCUCUUCCCUCAUUUCCACAUUCUUCUUCCAUUCUUCCUCAUUUUCUCGCUCUAUAAUCACCAAAUCCAAAUCCCUCCAUUUCCAUUCACCAUCCCAUUCUAUUUCUCACCCUACCCUUUUCCUCCUACACCCUCCUCCUCCUCAAACCCCAUUAACCAAAACACAACCACUUUCACUUCCAAACCUCUGUAUACCUAAAACCUGUUUAGAUUCUCUUUUCAUUUUCUGUACUUCAAUUGCACUCUCUUUCACUCUCUUCAUUUCAAAUCCUGAUUCAGCUUCUGCUUUUGUUGUAACCACACCAAGGAAGUUGCAGACCGAUGAACUAGCUACUGUUCGUCUCUUUCAAGAGAAUACUCCUUCUGUUGUUUAUAUAACUAAUCUUGCUGUCAAGCAGGAUGCGUUUACUCUGGACGUGUUGGAGGUUCCUCAAGGAUCAGGGUCGGGUUUCGUUUGGGAUAAGGAUGGUCAUAUAGUCACCAAUUAUCAUGUUAUCAGGGGUGCUUCUGAUCUCAGGGUCACUCUUGCAGACCAAUCAACUUAUGAUGCAAAAGUUGUUGGUUUUGACCAAGACAAGGACGUUGCCGUGCUUCGCGUUGAUGCGCCUAAAGAGAAGCUAAGACCUAUACCUGUUGGGGUCUCUGCGGACUUGCUCGUUGGUCAGAAAGUGUAUGCUAUUGGGAACCCGUUUGGACUUGACCACACUCUUACAACUGGAGUCAUCAGUGGACUUCGGCGAGAAAUUAGUUCGGCUGCAACUGGUCGUCCUAUUCAAGAUGUUAUACAGACCGACGCAGCAAUUAAUCCUGGUAACAGUGGAGGGCCACUCCUUGAUAGUUCUGGAAGCCUCAUUGGGAUUAAUACAGCUAUAUACUCCCCUUCUGGUGCAUCCUCCGGUGUUGGAUUUUCUAUUCCUGUCGAUACUGUAAAUGGCAUUGUUGAUCAAUUGGUGAAGUUUGGGAAGGUUACUAGACCUAUAUUAGGGAUCAAGUUUGCUCCUGACCAAUCUGUGGAGCAAUUGGGAGUAAGUGGAGUGCUUGUCUUGGAUGCUCCUGCCACUGGUCCAGCUGGAAAAGCAGGCUUACAAUCGACAAAGCGUGAUGCCUACGGGAGACUCAUUUUAGGAGACAUCAUAACAUCUGUGAAUGGUAAGAAGGUUACUAAUGGAAGCGACUUGUACAGAAUUCUUGAUCAAUGUGAAGUUGGCGAGAAGGUGAUUGUGGAGGUUUUGCGAGGUGACCACAAAGAAAAGAUCCCGGUCGUUCUCGAGCCAAAGGCCGACGAAUCAUGAUGUGCAACUCAUUCUACAUCAUUCAUGUAUAUAUACACAUUUUAUUUGGCAGGGAAUGCAGCUGUUUUAUGUGCAUUCUUAGGUUGUUUCCCAAUUGUGUACAUACUGUACUACCUCUCCAAGAUAAGUUGAGAUUGAACAAAAGAAAAGCACCAGAAGAAACAUUAUAUGCUUAUUAUUGUUGUGAAGAAUAGAUUCAUUCGCUUA